UCUACGGACCCGACCAAGCAUCAAGAGACAGGAGGCUGAGAGGUGCGGUGGUGCUGUGGCGAAGAAGUGAUGCUGAUUUCACGCUGAUUUCACGCUGAUUCCGAAUCCGAUCACGUGACGGGCAUACAGCCUCAUCUGCGACCUCUCCAACAGAACAACGUUGCGAGCCUUGGCACGAUCGUCCCCAACCGUGGCAGCUGAAAAUCAGGGCAAUGCCAAAAUGUCAAGCGAGUGGACGAAUCACCGAGAGGCCGCCGCAAGGAGUUCCUUAAAGGGCAAGGCUGGAGGCUUGCACAGCCCGCUUGUACCGCUUCUUCUUGCUUCUGGCCUUGCAGCGUCGAGAUCGGUGUCGGCGCUGGCCCCGCCCCGAGAGCACUGGCUGCAGACGACUUGUCCCAGUCCAGAGGCUGCGUGCGUAAUCCUCACGGCGGCCCAGCUUGGCAGGCUGACGGCUACGGCAGUGCGGCGGCCAGGUUGGAGCAGGCUGAGGCAUGAGGGAGGGAGGCAUGAGGGAGGAGGGCAAGGGAGAGGGAGAAGACGAGGACAUCAGUCGACGAUGGAGUGGGCGGACGUGGCGGUUGUGCUGGCACAGCUGGUGCUGAAACCGCGUCUGAGGGACGAAGGAGAGCUGCUUCAGAUUCAAAACGGCAUUUAUUACAUGCUCCGGAUGCAUCGCCGAUACCAGCGGGGCAGACGGCAUCUCCGAGCAAAAGACCGGCGGGCCGAAGUUCACACGGGCUUGGGGUGCUGCCAGUGGCCCAGGUAUUUUUGGUGAGGACAUGCUCAGCCACGAUGAAACAUGCUCGUCCGUCUCCUUUCUCCGCCUGCCCCAAAACCCGCCCUCGCCCUUGCCAUCUCUAACCACGGAUUCUCUCGCUGCUUCGACUUCUACACACACUCGACAACCUCCAACUCACCCAUACCGCCCUCUAUCACCGCCCUCUAUCACCGCUGUCACCACUUCCAGCGCCUUGGAACG
Messenger RNA from Mytilinidion resinicola, 979 nucleotides. RefSeq lists its product as uncharacterized. The coding region runs from base 221 to 775 and encodes 184 amino acids. The transcript has a single exon. NCBI's taxonomy places the organism in Eukaryota, Fungi, Ascomycota, Dothideomycetes, Mytilinidiales, Mytilinidiaceae. The record is from RefSeq and is a predicted model, not a curated record.